AUGGAUAACAUAUCGUUCAACCUACCCGUCACCCUGACUAUAUUGGGAGGGUCAUAUAUCCUGUAUUCUCUCAGCCUUAUCAUCUACAAUCUCUAUUUUUCCCCGCUUUCCAAGUUUCCGGGAUCGAAAUGGAUUAUUGCGACUUAUUGGCCGGAGUUCUACUAUGACUGGUGGUGCAAUGGGAAAUACCUCUUUGAAAUUGAGAAGAUGCACGACAAAUAUGGCCCUAUAAUCCGGAUUAACCCUGAGGAGCUGUCCAUUCGUGACCCUGAUUUCUACAACGAGGUCUAUGUCACAGAGAGUAAACGCAGAACUAGUCACUAUGAUGUUUUUUGCAAAGGAAUUGAUUUCGAUGGAUCACAUUUACUCACUGUGGACCAUGAUCUCCAUCGACGUAGGAGAAAGCCACUUGAGCCAUUCUUCUCCCGUCAGGGGAUUAUGCGGCUUCAAGAUAUGCUGGCAGAGGUAGCUCUUAAAUUGGAAUCGCGAAUCAGAGCCCUUGAAGGGACAAACACCGUGAUACGACUGGACCAUGCAUUCUCCGCAUUUUCCGGCGACAUCAUUGGGAAAAUCUGCCUAGAUAGUGGAGAUGAGAGCAAGACUUUUUUGAGCCACCCAACGUUUAACCCCGAGUGUGGGACCAGGUACGAUACCAUUCACACCAUAGUUCGUUCGAUUCCCUUGUUCACUGCCUUUCCCUGGAUUGUCCAGGUUGUGAGCUUUAUUCCGGAAUCAAUCCUUCUCCGGGCCUUCCCAAGGGGCCAAAUGUUUAACAACUUCAAGGAUGUUGCCAAACAACACAUCUACCGGGCUCUAAGAGACACGGAAGAAAGUAAAAAAACAGGCAAGAAGGAUACCCAUCAUGCCUCUCUCUUCCACUAUAUUGCAACCAGUGAUAUGCCUGAAUCUGAACGAUCACCGGAACGACUAGCUAAAGAAGCCCAGGUGCUUCUCGGUGGUGGAACUGCUAGUACUGCACGUACAAUUGGCUUUACAGCCUUCUACAUAAUGUCCGUCCCAGAAAUCCGGUCAAGACUGGAGGAUGAGCUCAGGGAUGUGAUGGCAGAUUGGCCACAACGCAUCCCGUCUUGGGCUGAGCUAGAAAAGCUGCCCUUCUUACAGGCACUAAUCAAGGAGUCCCUUCGCCUCAGCUACGGUGUUAUGCACAGACUUCCCCGUAUUUCACCAGAUGUGCCUAUUCAGUACAAGCAGUACUCUAUCCCUCCUGGAGUUCCUGUGGGAAUGUCAGCUUAUUUCAUGCACUCUGAUGCGAAUGCAUUCCCCGAGCCAGAUAAGUACAUCCCUGACCGAUGGCUUGGGAAGAUUACCCCUGAAAUGCACCGAAGUUAUGUGCCAUUUACACGAGGUUCCAGAAAUUGCCUGGGAAUGAAUCUAGCAAUGUCUGAAAUGAGCCUUAUUCUCGCAGUCCUCUUCCGACCUCAUGGCCCCAAGUUCGAGCUUUUCGAAACGGACGAAAGUGACGUAAAGCAAGCCCAUGAUUUUCUUAUCCCGCUCCCCAAAAUCGAUACGAAGGGGGUUCGAGCCAUCAUCCGCUAA
This is a messenger RNA of Microsporum canis CBS 113480, 1557 nucleotides long. Its product is annotated as CND11p. The record is from RefSeq and is a predicted model, not a curated record. The transcript has 9 exons. Gene Ontology annotation, molecular function: heme binding; oxidoreductase activity, acting on paired donors, with incorporation or reduction of molecular oxygen; monooxygenase activity. NCBI's taxonomy places the organism in Eukaryota, Fungi, Ascomycota, Eurotiomycetes, Onygenales, Arthrodermataceae. The coding region runs from base 1 to 1557 and encodes 518 amino acids.